AUGGACCCAAGAAAGAAAGUUAAAAUGUAAUAAUAUGAAGAUGAAGAUGAAAUGGAAAUAGAUGAAAGAGAUGAUUAUUAAGAAGAUAUGUAAUUUAGAGAAUAAAAUAAUGAAUUAUUUGAUGAAAGACAAUUAAGGGAAAUGAUAGGUCAAUUAGAAAAUAAUUACAAAUUAAAUUCUGAUUUGAGAAUGAGAUAUCCUAAUUAACCUGAUAAAUUUAUAGAUUCUGAAGUUGAUUUAGAUGAAGAUCUAAGAAAACUCUUAAUUUUACCUGCAUAUCCUAAAUUAUAUCCAAUCUUUUACAAUAGUAAUGCUCUUCAAAUAGUGAUUCACUUAUUAUAACAUAAUAAUCAAUCUAUAUCAAAUGAUGUAAUUCAAUUUUUGAAAGAAUUAGUCACUCCUGAUGGAGAUGUAGAACCUAAAAUAAUUAUUGAAUUAUAUAAUUGUCUAAUCAAAAACUAUUUUAUUGAAUCCUUGGGAGAAUUGAUAUUAAGGAAUGAUGAAAAAACUUAAGAAGAAGUAAAUUUAUUACAUGAUUGUUUUGAAGUAAUUGAAAAUAUGGUGGACAUCAAGUCAUCAAUAUGUAAAGAAAUUGGUUUUAGAUCUAAAAUCAUAUAAUAUUUGAUUAAAAGAGUUGAAGAUAACAGUCAAACUUUAGAUGAUAAUAGAUUAUAUGCUUCUGAAUUGUUAGUUAUACUUACUCAGUAAACUAAAGAGAAUUUAGAAAUUAUUGGUAGAAGUGGAGGUAUUGAAAGUUUAUUAAUGGUGUUGAAUUAAUAUAAAAAGAAAGAUCCUGAAACUGCAGAAGAGAAGGAAAUAUUAAAUAAUGUUUAUGAUUUGCUUACAUUACUUUUAAUUCAUGAAGAAAAUUAAGAUUAUUUUCAAACUUAUGAAGGUUUAUAAUUAAUGAUCAAAAUCAUUUAAGGAAAAACUUCUUCAUCAAUAAGAGCUUAUAGCUUAAUUCUAUUGGCAAUUAAUAAUCAUAAAGAAAAUUGUUAGAAAUUAAUUUAAAUUGGAGGAUUAUCAAUUAUAUUUCCUAUAUUAGAAAGAAAAGGAUUAAAACAUAAAGAUUAAAAUAAACAAUUUGAAAUCGAUGAAACGAGUGUUUAAAUUAUUAAAUAAUUGCUUAGAAGGAAUUCUGAUCUCACCUUAAAAUAAAGAAUUAUUGAUAAAAGUGUAGAAAAAUUGGAGAGUCUUAAGAAACUAAGAAAUGAGUAUGUUAAUAUAAUACCUUUGAUAGACCCUGAAGAAUAUGACGAAUUAGAUGAAAAAUAAUUACAAAAAAUCUAUUUUGAUUUGUUGGGAAAAGGAUUGAUAGUUAUAGAAUCAAUUGAUAUCAUCUUAUUAGAACUACUUAAUAAUGGUGUUGAUGUGAAUAUAGAUUCUUAAGAAAUUGUAAGUUCUGUAAAGCAAAUGCUUAAGUAUACUGGAGAAAAAGAAGAUAUUGAUUACUAUAAUCCUCUUCUUUAGAAAAUAGAAGUAAAUCAAUAAUGA
Paramecium sonneborni is the source of this 1494-nucleotide messenger RNA. The record is from the annotation of a GenBank genome assembly. Lineage: Eukaryota; Ciliophora; Oligohymenophorea; Peniculida; Parameciidae.